Molecule: messenger RNA, 5283 nt
Organism: Ictalurus furcatus (blue catfish)
Lineage: Eukaryota; Metazoa; Chordata; Actinopteri; Siluriformes; Ictaluridae
Gene: zeb1b
Product: zinc finger E-box binding homeobox 1b
Exons: 8
Coding region: 81-3383 (1100 amino acids)
Biological process (GO): regulation of transcription by RNA polymerase II; anatomical structure development
Molecular function (GO): DNA-binding transcription factor activity, RNA polymerase II-specific; RNA polymerase II cis-regulatory region sequence-specific DNA binding
Source: RefSeq, a predicted model, not a curated record
GGGAGGGGAGGUGGAGGGGAGGUGUGGGGGCCGAGAGGAGGUGACUCUCCGCCACGGCAUUUACACGCAGCGAAAGGAUCAUGGCGGAUGGCCCCAGGUGUAAGCGCAGAAAGCAAGCGAACCCAAAGAGGACGAGCGUGAGUAACUACAGCAAUGUACUGGAAGGCCAGUCAGACUCUGAUGAUGAAGAUAAGCUCCAUAUCGUGGAGGAAGAUGCAACCCCCAUGGAUGGAGCUGACGGUGAGAGUGUUGCCCAUGAUGAUGAUGCCAACGGCCCUGACGACCGAUGGGAUGAAGUGAAAGAGGAAUGUGUCUCAGAGGAGGAUGAGAGGAGUAGGGAUGCUCUUGUUGAGGAAAUGCUUCAGCAGGGAGACACUGCCGUCAUCUUCCCAGAGGCACCAGAAGAUGAACCACGCCAAGGAACACCGGAGACCAGCGGCCAUGAUGAGAAUGGCACACCAGAUGCGUUUUCUCAGCUCCUCACCUGUCCCUACUGUUCCCGCGGCUACAAGCGCUACACGUCGCUGAAGGAGCACAUAAAGUAUAGACACGAGAAGAGCGAGGACAACUUCAGCUGCUCGCUUUGCAGCUACACUUUCUCCCACCGUACACAGCUCGACCGACACAUGAGCGCACACAAAGCAGGCAGAGACCAGCGGCAUGUAACCCAAACAGGGGGUGGAGGAAACCGUAAGUUUAAGUGCACUGAAUGUGGCAAAGCUUUCAAGUACAAACACCACCUGAAAGAACACCUGCGUAUCCACAGUGGAGAGAAGCCAUACGAGUGCCCCAACUGUAAAAAGCGUUUCUCUCACUCCGGCUCCUACAGUUCCCAUAUCAGCAGCAAGAAAUGCAUUGGCCUCAUUUCCGUCAAUGGCCGACCUCGACCCUUGCCAACCACAGGAGGCACCAAAACCCCUCAGUGUCCUUCACCAUCCCUGCCCUCCUCCCCUGCCACUGCCCGGACUCAGAUCCGGGACAAACUGGACCAUAGUAAACCCCUGCAGGAGCAGCUCCCUAUCACACAGAUUAAGUCUGAGCCAUUGGACUAUGAGUACAAGCCUGUGGUAGUUGCCCCAGCUGCCCCUGGAGGAGUAAAUGGGGUUUUCCAAGGAGGGGCAGCAGCACCCCUACAGGGAGCAGUGCAGGCUGUGGUCCUCCCCACUGUAGGACUGGUCUCCCCAAUCAGCAUUAAUCUAGGGGACUUGCAGAACAUGCUGAAGGUGGCAGUGGAUGGGAAUGUGAUCAGGCAGGUGUUGGAGAAUGCCCAGGCCAAAGGCCAGCCUGCAAACACUGGCAGAGUGGCUAUUGCACAGGCUCCUCAGCAAGUCAUCCAAGCCAUCAGUCUUCCCAUUGUUGACCAGGAUGGUACCACCAAGAUCAUAAUCAACUACAGCCUUGACCCCUCGCAGGCUCAGGCAGCUCUGCAGAACUUGAAGAAAGAGCCGGUGGGCCAGAAUACAGACUCCUGCAAGGCUGAACGACUACCUGAGGACCUGACGGUUAAAAGCAAGACAACCAGGGAUAAAACCACCAUCACUGUGGAUGAAGAGUGGCAGCAAGAGAAGGGCAAACUCUACAAUCACACAACAGACAAACACUGUGUCAAGGAGGAACAGGAGGUUAAUGGAACACACUUGGAGGAGAAGUCUGAAGAUGCUGAUGGACUGUGUCCUGGGCAGCCCCCACUGAAGAACCUUAUGUCCUUGCUUAAGGCUUACUUUGCCUUAAACGCAGAACCCACCAAGGAAGCGCUGGCAAAGAUAUCAGAGUCAGUCAAUCUCCCUACUGAUAUUGUCAGGAAGUGGUUUGAGAAGAUGCAGAAUGGGCAGAUUCCAAUGGAGAUCUCCACAGCCACACCCCAGAAAGAACAGUCUAAUGGGAUAGACAUUAAUGGCACUCCGGAGGAAACCCCCAAGUCGGUGUCAGAGCAGGACAGCAAAAGGAACCAAGAGGAGGAAGAGGAGAUGGAGCUUCGUAGCCCAGCAGAGGGCACUACAGCUGGUAUAAGUGGAGCAGAAAAUGGCCCCACAUCCCCUUUACCACUAAAUCUAUCUGCAGAUGGGCCUGUGCCAGCCCAGACAGCAGAGGAAGGAGAGGGACCUCUUGAUUUGUCUCUCCCAAAAUCUGUAGCAGCAGCAAAUACAACCAGCGCUCACUCUGUUUACUCAGCUCAGGACGAGCCUCUAAACUUGGUUUGCACAAAGAAGGAAGUGCUCAGCAAUGCAAGCACCAGCACUGCCAUCUAUGCCAGCCAAACAAGUGCCAAUCCCCUGAACAUUGUGACCACUCAACUGCCCACCCUGGUGGCUAUCACCAAGCAAGGCCCUGGGCAGUGUCUGCGUACCCUCACCACCACUAAACAGACCAUUUUAAUCCCACAGCUAGCCUACACCUACACCACUACAGCCUCCAGCCCAGCAGGGGGUGACACACCACAGAAGGCCAUACUGCAUGUCAACGGUGUUAAGGAGGAGAAACAGGAGGCCGGUUCAGAGGCAGCCUCUGUGCUGGAGGAGCAAACAGACUCAGACUCUGGGCCGGUGAGGAAGAAGAUGAAGAAGACUGACAAUGGCUUAUAUGCCUGUGACCUGUGUGACAAAAUCUUCCAGAAGAGCAGCUCGCUGCUCCGGCAUAAAUACGAACACACAGGUAAACGUCCUCAUGAAUGCGGGAUCUGCAGCAAAGCUUUCAAACACAAGCACCACCUGAUCGAGCACCUGCGUCUGCACUCGGGAGAAAAGCCGUACCAGUGUGACAAGUGUGGCAAGCGCUUCUCUCACUCCGGCUCCUACUCGCAGCACAUGAACCACCGCUACUCAUACUGUAAGAAGGAGGCACACGGCCAGAACCUGGUGCAGAGGGACGAAGAGGAGGAGAACCCCAACGAAGAGCAGGCUGGAGCAGCAAGCACCGCCGCCUCGCCCCCGUCUCAGGUGGACUCGGAUGAACGAGGAAGCAGUGCCAGAGAGGACGAGGAGAGCGAGGAGGAAGACGCGAUGGGCUCGGGGAGCAUGGUGGACGAGGACGAAAUUCAGGUGGUGAGGAUCGGCGAGGAAGGAGGAGAGGAUGAGGAAGACACCGGAGAGCAGUACAGGAUGGAGGAGAUGGACACAGGAAAUGAGGAGGCGGUUAGGGAGAAUGGAGGACAUGAGGAGGAUACAGUGAAAAGUCAAGAAGAGGGAGAAGAAGAUGGAGAGAUGAUGAAAGUUGUUGUGAUGCAGGAUGAUGAGGGAGAUGAAGAAGAGCAGACGGAAAUCACAGAAGCGAUGGACAUGCAGGAAAACAUAGGAGAGGAAAAAGCCGAGGAUGAAGGAGAAAAUGUGAAGGAGGACGGUGGAAAUGAAGGAACCACACCCAGUGAAAAUGGAGAUGUGAAAUGAAGAGAAAUCACAUCAGGGCUUUUCUCGCUCUUAUACUUUGCUACUUAGUUUUACAAAAACUUUACUAAUUUGAACAAAGACUGCAGAUGUGGCUGCUUCCAGAGGAUUGCAGGAAAUGGUGAAAGAAGGAAGGAAGGAAGAGCGCGAGAGUGCAAGAGCUCUAUCGUUGCAUUUUAUCCCACUACUGUGUAUAAAACCCCUUGUGUGCCUGAUGAUAAAACAAACUAGUGUUUUUUUCCCACAUAAGGACAUUUUUCAGUGUUUAUGGUUUGUAUAAAUACAAAGUUUAAUGGAAAAAAAAAUGACAUAUACAGACUGAAAGCUAGACACGUUUUAGCUAAUAACGUUUUAUUACUAAAACACCUUGGGUUUCUUUUUAUCAGUGUUACUAAUUUUUUUUUGUCACUCUUGUUUAAACCUUUUAAAAAAAAGGCUGUACAGUUGGGAGAGAUUUCUAUACAUUUUUAUUGCCAAUGAACAAAACUCAGUAUUUUAUUGCAUAUGAAGGAAAAAAAAAAAGAUCCUGUGCACUACCAUUCUCCCAGUUUACGGAUGAACACCUCUGUGGGCCUUGUUUAAUGUCUACCUUUCAGUAUUAAUACUCUCAAGCUAACCCGUGUGUCACGCUAGUCUACGCUAGCUCAACAUCUGUCUGUCUAUUUUGUUUGGAAGUGGUCUGUGAACCUUAAACAUAAGAAAAAAAUUGGGGGUGGUACACAAUCCUAGAUCCAAAAAAAAAAACAAGAAAAACAACAUUGAGAUUUUAAAGAAAUGUGAGUAAUUACAUGGGUCUAAUUUGCCCCCUCGCUACCCCCAGACCCUCCCUUAUGCAAAAGCAUAAGUUAAGCAUGUGUUAAGUGCCAUUGCACAGAGCUGGUGCACUUCUUUCACAAUCUUCUUCAACAGCAUGUUCCCAAUGUGGUAGCAAACCUGUGACCCCUGACCCUGAACCACUAGUCCUAACCCAAGGACUGUUCCUGCCUCUUAAAAGGAACAAAUGAAUUUUUACAAACGGUCAGGAAUCAAAGAACAAAACGUUUCCAGCUCUGAAGUGUUUCUGUGUCCCCUGUUUAACGCACUUCUUCAUCUCAUUAACUGCGCGUUCACUUUUACUUCAGGUAUUAAAUAUGAACCCACCAUUACCUUUCACCUCUAAUUUUUUUUUCUACUUGCAUAACAGUCAGUAUUAAAUUUGUGUUCUGUUUGUUUCUCAGUGAACAUUGUGUAAUGUUUGUUUGCAGUCAUGGCAGUAUUAUUUCCUCACCCUCUUCAUCAGUAUAAGUUUAGUUUUAGAGACCUUUUAUAUUUAUGUCUUAUUUUUUUAUAUUUUUUUUCCUUUAUGGUUAUUUAUUACACAAUGUAGUGUACAAUAUUGUAGUUUGUAUUAAUACAAUAAUAUAUUUUAGUAUGAAGAAUAAUUUCGAAGAAUGAAUGAAUACAAAGCUAGGGAGAGCUCUCUGGCAUUUCGAAGUGUUUUAAAAACAGAAAGAGUAUUAUUUUCACAUUUUCAAUUCUUUGAUUUUUUUUUUUUUUUAAAACAGACACCCAGUAUUUGAAAUAUUGGAGAUUUCUCUUCUCACAUUGCUCAUCAUUGUGUUACUUUCCCCACUAGACUUGGAAGCUACUGAACAUUGAUAAUUUAAUUGUAUGCUACACGUGCAGACGUCCUUAACCACAAAACUGUGCUACUCUUUUACAAAGCCAAAAUGUUGUCAAUGAGGAAGUUUUUUAUGUUUUAUUUGUGCCAAUGUGUUAACAGCAUGGCCACAACUUGUUUUAUAUGUCCCUGUUUUAAUCUGUGGUUAUAUAUUUUUUAUAGAUAGGUUUUCUUUUUUGUUUGUUUGGUUGGUUUGUUUUUUAAAGACUCCCCGUCUCACAAUAAAAUAAAAUCAAGAAUUCA